AUGGUGAGGACCAGAGGAGCACACUCAAAGAAAACUCCAACCAAUCUCUCGAAACCUCUGUCUGAAACACCUGACAGCACAGCCUUGUCGUCUGCCUCUGCUCUUCCCAAGUCCGUCUCGACGCCUAGUUCAUUUGCGGGGACAACACCCAAAAUGAAGCCGCGUAAGAAGACAACUCCGGUUCCCACGGCGACCCCUCUGGUGUUCCCCGAUGUUGAUGCUGCUGUCCCUGUGUCGUCACCACCACCUAAAGGGGUGGUGACCGAAAAGGAAUCUGUUAUUCCUUCUUCUCAGAGCGCUCCAACCAACAAUACUAGGGCAUCCGAAAAAGGGUCUGUCAAACCCUCUCCACCAAAGAAGUCGUCUCUCCCACCAAAGACAUAUGCCAAAGGUUUUUUGAAGAGGAAAACGCCCUCCGAAUCGACUGUCUCUCUAUCCUCGGUCAAGAAACGUCUCAAGGACAACCCACCAUCACCGUCCACUUCUGAGGCAGAUGAAGAAGAAGAAACAGUGGCUGAAGAAUCCACAGAAGAUAUCCCAGAGAAAGUGGUCUCUCACAAAGAGCUGUCUCAGGAACCUGAAGAAGCAGCCACCGACUCUAAGCCAAGGGAAGAGGAAGAUGUUGCGUCGUCUGAUCCAGAUGUGGACACAGUCCCAAGCCCUGUCGCCGCUGUUCCCAGUCCUGUGGUAACAAAACCCUCAUCCAAGGGGAAAGGCAAGAAACCCAUCUCUCGGUCUAGUACUCCUCUUACUAAGUCAGUGGUAAAAUUUCAACCUCACUCUUAUUCCUUCUGUUAUAAUGAUAAUGAACGAGAUAUGAUGUUGUAUGCCCAUCGUAAGUUCCUUCCCGAGAGGAAUUUUGUUCUUAGUGAUCAUAGGUCCUUCGGAGUUCUCAUCUUGCUUCAAACCCGUGAGUGGGUUGGGUCCCUGGUGAAGCUGUCUGGCUAUGUGGAGCGUGUUGUGAAGGAGUUUUAUGCCAAUCUUACCCAUGAUGUGCUUGAUCCAAAGUCCCCUCACUUCGAAAAGGUUUAUGUCCGCGGACAAUGGUACUCCUUCACUCCUAAAGAUAUUGCAAUCACACUCCAAAUUCCGAUUGCAACUGUUGAAGACCAAGCUGCUGAAACACUUGAUCGCGAUGAAGUAUUGUCCGAGCUCGUGGGACAACGAAUGCAGUGGUCUCCCAACACUGUUCUGCUGGUCACCAACCUGACAAAUACGUAUGUUGUGCUCCACAAGUUUGCCACUACAAACUGGAAGCCUACGUCUCACACUAACACAAUUUCUUUUGUGUAG
Messenger RNA from Humulus lupulus (European hop), 1293 nucleotides. RefSeq lists its product as uncharacterized. The transcript has a single exon. NCBI's taxonomy places the organism in Eukaryota, Viridiplantae, Streptophyta, Magnoliopsida, Rosales, Cannabaceae. The record is from RefSeq and is a predicted model, not a curated record. The coding region runs from base 1 to 1293 and encodes 430 amino acids.